UACACAAGGAUCCCAGGUGAUAUGGAAACCAGAAAUCUCACACAUGUCUCAGAAUUCCAUCUCAUUGGCUUCUCAGAGGAUCCAGAGAUGCAGCCCCUCCUCAUGGGACUGUUCCUCUCCAUGUACCUGGUCACAGUGCUCGGGAACCUGUUCAUUAUCCUGGCUGUCUCCUCAGACUCCCACCUGCACACUCCCAUGUACUUCUUCCUCUGCAGCCUGUCCUUGGCUGACGUGGGGUUCAUCUCCACCACGGUUCCCAAGAUGAUUGUGGACAUCCUCACCAACAACAUGGUCAUCUCCUAUGAUGGCUGCCUCACACAGAUGUCUGUGUUUCUCCUCUUUGUAUGCAUGGAUGAUUUCCUUCUGACAGUGAUGGCCUAUGACCGGUUUGUUGCCAUUUGUCACCCCCUGCAUUACCAGGUCAUCAUGAACCCUCGCUGCUGUGGCUUCCUACUUUUGCUUUCCUUUAUGGCCAGCCUUUCUAAUUCCCUGAUGCACAGUUUGGUGGUCUUACAAAUUAUGUGCUUCAAGGAUUUGGAGAUUGCUAAUUUCUUCUGUGAUCCUUCUCAGCUUAUCAACCUUACUUGCUCUGACACCCUCAGCAGUGGCAUAGUCAUAUAUCUUGCUCCCAUCAUAUAUGGCUUCCUCCCUUUGUCAGGGAUCCUCUUCUCCUACUAUAAAAUUGCCUCUUCCAUUCUGAGGGUCCCAUCUCCAGGUGGCAGGUACAAAGCCUUCUCCACCUGUGGCUCUCACCUGACAGUGGUUUGCUUAUUUUAUGGAACAGGCAUUGGGGUGUAUUUCAGUUCAGCUUUCUCUGGUUCUGCGGAGGAAAAUGCUUUGGCCUCAGUGGUGUACACUGUGGUCACCCCCAUGCUCAACCCCUUUAUCUACAGCUUGAGGAACAGGGACAUCAGGAAGGCCAUGAGGAGGCUUCUUAGGAAUGCAUUUUUGCAUUCCUGCAUACCUGUGUCAUGCAUUUGUACUGCAUUUAGAGAAAGACAACAAACCUAA
Molecule: messenger RNA, 1011 nt
Organism: Ochotona curzoniae (black-lipped pika)
Lineage: Eukaryota; Metazoa; Chordata; Mammalia; Lagomorpha; Ochotonidae
Product: putative gustatory receptor clone PTE01
Exons: 1
Coding region: 22-1011 (329 amino acids)
Biological process (GO): G protein-coupled receptor signaling pathway
Cellular component (GO): membrane
Molecular function (GO): G protein-coupled receptor activity; olfactory receptor activity
Source: RefSeq, a predicted model, not a curated record